UCUCUCUCUGUCCUCCUCGCCUCCGUCUUCGCCCGCAGCCAUGGCGCACCAGUUCAUCGGCGCUCUCAUCAGCCUCACGUCCAAGUCCGAGGUGCGCUACCAGGGCCGCCUCGUGUCGCUCAACAGUGAGCAGGCGACCAUCUCGCUCAAGAAUGUGCGAGCAUGCGGCACCGAAGGGCGCCUCGCCGCGCUUGGGCGCCCGUACGAGGAGAUGCCGGGCAGCGAGAACCGCUACGAGAGCAUCGUGUUCCGCGCCGCCGACGUCAAGGAUCUGACGAUCGACGACCCGAACCCGGAGGUCGCGCCGCCGCCUGCGCAGCCGGCCUUCCAAGAUCCGGCCAUCAUCGGUUCUACGCCUGCUCCAGCACCUGCUCCAGCUCCGGCGCCGGCAGCAGCUCCAGCGCCUGCCGCUGCGCCCGCUGCCGCUCAGGCUUCCGCUCCGAGCGCUGCCGCCGCUCCCUCGCAGCCCGCGGCCUCGAGCGAGGGCACCACGGCCGCCUCGCUGGCCUCGUCCAUGGGCAACCUCUCUGUUGGCAGCGCGCCGCCGGCCAAGGCGCCGCAGCAGGCCAACGGCCGUCCCGCAGCGCCCAGCAGCGCCAACCUGCCCGCCGUGCCGCACGCCGCCGCCGCCGCUGCCGCGCGCCAGGGGCAGACGUCGCCUCGCCAGACGCGCGCCGUGCCCGGCUCCGGCGGCCGCGCUGCGCCGCGCGCCGAGCGCAGCGUCUUUGAUCAGGGCGCGGGGCGUGGCCCAGCCGCGGCGGCGCUCGUGGAGGUGCCCGACGCGGACUUUGACUUUGCCGCUGCGAACGCGCGCUUCGAGAAGGAGCGCGAGACCGCAGCGGGCUCGCCGGAGCAGGAGCGCGGCGCGGCCGAGGGCGGUCUGGAUGCGAUUCCGCCGCCUGCCGCGGAGCCGAAGAGCUUCUAUGACAAGAGCACGUCUUUCUUCGACAGCAUCUCCUCCGAAGUGCGCGAGCGGCACGAUCGUCGCGGCGGCGGCCAUGGCGGGCCGCGCAACCCUGCGCCCGAGGCACCGCACAACGGCAUGGGCGGCGGCCGUGGGCGUGGCGGAGCGCGCGCCAAUCGCAUGGCAGAGGAGCGCCGCAACAUGAGCACGUUUGGCGAGGUGGGUGACACGGCCGCCUUUGGCUCGGGACGCGAGGGCUUCCGGGGCCGCGGGCGGGGCCGUGUACGGGGAAGAGGGCGCGGCGCACCGCGCGGAGAGGGACAGCAGAACGGCGGCCUCUGAGACGCUGGUCGCUGCCCUCAAAAGUCACGCGCGCCCGGCGAGCGUGCUGCUCUCUGCCUGCGUCCGUCCUCGUCACUCUUGCAACUACACAGUU
This is a messenger RNA of Tilletiopsis washingtonensis, 1340 nucleotides long. RefSeq lists its product as hypothetical. The record is from RefSeq and is a predicted model, not a curated record. Gene Ontology annotation, biological process: cytoplasmic stress granule assembly; P-body assembly. NCBI's taxonomy places the organism in Eukaryota, Fungi, Basidiomycota, Exobasidiomycetes, Entylomatales. The transcript has 5 exons. Gene Ontology annotation, cellular component: P-body. Gene Ontology annotation, molecular function: mRNA binding. The coding region runs from base 41 to 1246 and encodes 401 amino acids.